GCCGUCGGCUCUGGUCACUCGGGACCCGAAUCCGUGCCGCUGUCUCCACGUCUGGCUGUCUCCCAGCCAACGCCGUCCCACAGGUGUGCGUCCGUCCGUCCAGCCAGCCAUCUGCCCGUCCCUCCUGGGGUCGGCGCUGAUCAUGCCCAGCGGCUGCUGCUGCCUACAUCUCGUGUGUCUGCUGUGCAUCCUGGGGACACCCGGUCAGCCAGCCCGAGCCGAUGACUGCAGCUCCCACUGUGACCUGGCCCAUGGCUGCUGCGCGCCUGACGGCUCCUGCAGGUGUGACCCGGGCUGGGAGGGGCUGCACUGUGAGCGCUGCGUGAAGAUGCCUGGCUGCCAGCACGGAUCCUGCCACCAGCCCUGGCAGUGCAUUUGCCACAGUGGCUGGGCAGGCAAGUUCUGUGACAAAGAUGAGCAUAUCUGUGCCAUGCACCCCCCCUGCCGGAACGGAGGCCAGUGUGUGUACGACGGGGGCGGUGAGUUUCACUGCGUGUGCCCACCAGGCUUCCACGGGAGAGACUGUGAGCGCAAGGCUGGGCCCUGUGAUCAGGCAGGCUCCCCAUGCCGGAAUGGCGGGCAGUGCCAGGACAACCAGGGCUUUGCUCUGAACUUCACGUGCCGCUGCCUGGCAGGGUUUGUGGGUGCCCGCUGCGAGGUGAAUGUUGACGACUGCCUGAUGCGGCCUUGUGCCAACGGCGCCACCUGCCUGGACGGCAUCAACCGCUUCUCCUGCCUCUGCCCCGAGGGCUUUGCAGGGCGCUUCUGCACCAUCAACCUGGACGACUGUGCCAGCCGCCCGUGCCAGAGAGGGGCCCGCUGCCGGGACCGUGUCCACGACUUUGACUGUCUCUGCCCCAGUGGCUACGGCGGCAAGACUUGUGAGCUUGUCCUGCCAGUCCCAGGCCCUCUCAGCACGGCGGACAUGCCCCCACGGCCCACUUCAGCUGUGCCGGUACCCGCCACCAUGCCAGCCCCAGACAGCAUGGGGGCUGGCCUGCUGCGGAUCUCCGUGAAGGAGGUGGAGCGCAGGCAGGAGGCGGGCCUGGCCGAGUCUAGCCUGGUGGCCCUGGUGGUGUUUGGGGUCCUUACUGCCGCCCUGGUCCUGGCCACUGGGCUGCUGACCCUGAGGGCUUGGCGCCGGGGUGUGCGCCCCCCUGGACCCUGCUGCUACCCGACUCCGCACUAUGCCCUGGCACGCCAGGACCAGGAGUGUCAGGUCAGCAUGCUGCCUGCUGGUGGCCCCCUGCCGCCCGACCUGCCUUGUGAGCCCGGAAAGACCACAGCGCUGUGAUGGAGGUGGGGGGCUUGCGGGCCCCUAUCUUCACCGUCUCCACACCUCGGACUGCUGUCAUCCUUUCUCAUUACCCUCCCCUGGGGUACACACGCGGAGGGAUCUCAGCCUCACACCAGAAAUACUAUUUUUUUAAUACACAGAAUGUAAGAUGGGAAUUUUAUCAAAUAAAACUAUGAACAUGC
Molecule: messenger RNA, 1479 nt
Organism: Echinops telfairi (small Madagascar hedgehog)
Lineage: Eukaryota; Metazoa; Chordata; Mammalia; Afrosoricida; Tenrecidae
Gene: DLK2
Product: delta like non-canonical Notch ligand 2
Exons: 5
Coding region: 143-1294 (383 amino acids)
Molecular function (GO): calcium ion binding
Source: RefSeq, a predicted model, not a curated record